Prorocentrum cordatum is the source of this 444-nucleotide messenger RNA. The record is from the annotation of a GenBank genome assembly. NCBI's taxonomy places the organism in Eukaryota, Dinophyceae, Prorocentrales, Prorocentraceae.
AUGGACCUUAUACCGAUGAUGACGAUCAUGAUUCGGCUGGUGAUCGACGUCGUGGAGACCGCGGAGCUGAUGCAGGAGGCCUCCCUGGUGGCGCAGGUCCUGGCGCUCUUCGUGGACCUGAUCCUUGGGCGUCUGGCAAUGGUGAUCCGUGGGCUGGCGGCCCUGUUCGCAAAGCCCCACUUAGGCGUAGGCCUCAACGUGGUGUACGUGGUGAUGCAAUGGCUGUGGGUUGUCCUCGAGGCGCUGUCCCUCUUGAGCUUUGAGUGGUCCCGACUUUCCCUUUUAACACAAGGUCUCGCGGGCUUCUCCCUGAAUAUCGUGAUUCUGCCCGUGGGCUACCGUGGGCCGAUCUGCAUAGUGCAGAAGAUUAUCUUGUUGAAGCCCCUGCGGAUCUGCAUGAGCUUUCAGAUGGUCCUGAGCUUCUUGAUGAUCGUGAGCUUCUAG